UUCCUUCACAGACGGAUUCCACGUUUACAGUUAAACGCAAACUACACAUGACUGACAUAAAUCGUGUAACAGUUAGCCGCAAUGACGACUCUUUCUUUGUACUUCAUGCCAAGGAAUAUGAUAACAUAUUUGAAUGUCGAAUGCUUCCUGAAGUUCUUAACAGAAUAGCUGUUGUGUAUCAACUGGAGAGAAACUCUGAGCUGCAGCUAAAUGUGUCUGACAAGGUUGAUUUUUGCAUAAAAGGAGGAGAUGUUCGCCAUAUAUUUUUCUUAGAAAAAGGCGGAUCGAAAUUACAAACAUCGCCGUCGAAAAAGACGUUUACUAUUGCUGCUGAUGUAGAUUAUUCAUGUGAAGAUGUCAAAGUUCCUGAAUUGCAAAGUGAGAAACGUGCAAGCAUUAGUAUGUUCGUUGACAAAGUCGCGCGAAGACUGAGUACUACAUACGGCGUCAGUGUUCCGGAUCCCAGCACUUUCUCAGCUGUGGCUAAAGCAAUAUUCGGCCAGUCAGGGGGAAGCGUGCAAUGCAAAAAGGUGCUUGUGGAUCUUCCAGAAGGCUCCUUGACAUCAGAUACUAAAGAAGUUUGUAUUCAGCUGUGCAAAGCUAGAAAGGAAGUUGUCCCACUUAGUGACACGGAAGAGAUUGUCAGCCAUUUGGUGGAAAUCAGCCCCCUUGGAAAGCCAUUGUGUGCGUUUGCUGAGCUUUGUUUGCCAAUUGAAGGGAACGUUAAGGCAGGGCAUGCGCAGUUUCUUCGUUGGACUCCAACACAAUCAGGAGAGAGGGCUAACUGGAGUGAUGUCCUUGUUUGUGACAAGAAACACCGCUCUGAUGAAAGUCAGAUCACUCUUAAAUUCAAAGAGAGCGAGGCAAAGGUUUUCACCAAACAUUUCGGAAUAUUUGGCAUAAUUGAUACCUCAGAACCCAAAGCACACCAAAAAAGCAUUAACAAUAAUGUAUCUUUCGAGAGCGCUAAUAAUCAAACACAGGAUGAUAGACCUACCUUAUUUCAACGAAUAGGAAACAUGUUUAAGAGAGGCGAUACACAAAAACAAACUUCCGACUGUGAGAAUAGCCAUGCAACAUCCCCAUCAACUGAUCCAACUAUGAUCCCGCCCCCUGUGUCCUCCACCCCAGCUCUAGCCCCAGCCCCUUCCGCAUCAGCUCCACCCCCUGUCCCUUCUACCACAGCGCCAGUCCCUCUCCCCUCCACCCUAGCUCCGCCCUCUCCCUCCACUGCUUCAUCUUACCCUCCACCUCCCCCUCCAUCCGUCUCCACCUCGUCUCCUUCAGCUGUUUCGUUACCACACCCUCCAUCCCCUCUGUCUCCUCCGUUCUCUGGCGCGGUGCCGUCCCAGACCUCUGAUUUAUUACCCCCUACUCCAUCUGGGCACUGGGUUAGAGUAAUUUAUUCUCAAAUAACUUGA
Stylophora pistillata is the source of this 1421-nucleotide messenger RNA. Its product is annotated as unconventional myosin-If-like. The record is from RefSeq and is a predicted model, not a curated record. Lineage: Eukaryota; Metazoa; Cnidaria; Anthozoa; Scleractinia; Pocilloporidae. Gene Ontology annotation, molecular function: ATP binding; microfilament motor activity; actin filament binding. Gene Ontology annotation, cellular component: microvillus; myosin complex; actin cytoskeleton. Gene Ontology annotation, biological process: endocytosis; actin filament organization.